GAUAAGUUCUUCUUACUUUAAAUUGAAAACAUUACCAUGCUAUGAGGUUUUUUUUUUGGUAACUUAAUUUUUGCCAUUAUUGCUCGAAUGUUCUGCGAAAAUCAUCUUAAUAAUUAGCUUGGCAUCCAGCCAAUCUACUGUUGCAGGUAGCAACUGACCAUGCCAUAUACCAUGCAAACAAACAACCCAAUGACUGACACCUUAAGACAUAUUUAUAAGUAAUUUAAAAAAUUAAAUUUAUUAUCUUCGUGCAGGAGUCGCCACACCAUGAAGCACCGUUCAUGUCUGCUCAUUUUCCUUAUUUCUUCUCAAAUAACUAUAAUGUUAGCUACAGAAAGUAGUGCUCUUUAUCGAAAUCCAACAGGCGACUUUUCUGUUGCCGAUUUUAAGCCUAAUCCAUUCCACUACUUAUGGGUGAAGAAAGUAACAUCGUCCAUGGUGGAAGAUCAGUUUGAUUGCACUUUCCUUUGUGCUGCUGAACCAAAGUGUUAUUCGUUCAACAUGGCGGCGCAUCCUGACUCGAAAGGUCUUUAUCUCUGUGAGUUGUUGGCCACUGAUAAGUACAGAGAAACUAAAAAGUUUCAUGCUAAUGCUACCUUCCAUCAUUACAGCCUCUCGUCUCCAUGUAAAAGCGAUCCUUGCAAGAACGGUGCUGACUGUGUCCCUGAAUAUGAGUUGAAUUCGUAUCGCUGUCACUGUAAGCUGGGAUUCUGUGGAACAAACUGUGAACUUGGAGGAAAUAAAACCUGUAGUGAUAUCAAACUCUGCAAUCCUAAGGCUCCAAGUGGUUCCUACGUCAUCGAUCCUGAUGGAGAAGGAGGCGUGACAGCUUUCACUGUUGGCUGUGACAUGACUGACAAGAACAAAGUUGGCGUGACAGUCAUCAGUCACGACAGUGAAAACAGAACGCUAGUAAAUGGCUUCGAAGAGCGAGGUAGUUAUCUGCGUAAUGUCACAUACACAGAGGCGGAUCAACUUCAACUGGAACGUCUGACAGCUUCAUCGGCAUCUUGUGAGCAGUUUAUCAAGUACGAGUGUCACCACACAAUACUCCUUUUUAAUGGGAGCAUGAAUGGCUGGUGGGUGUCACGUGACGGAAGGAAAAUGACGUACUGGGGUGGGGUCGAUUCAGUUCCAUAUAAAUGCGCAUGUGGCUUAAAUAACUCGUGUGCAGACGCUAGCUACGGAUGCAAUUGCGACAAAAAUGAUCGUGUCUGGAGAGAGGACAGUGGUUUACUCACAAACAAGUCCGAGCUUCCGGUAAUGCAGUUAAGGUUUGGAGACACUGGCGAGUCGUUCGAGAAAGGAUAUCACACGCUUGGAAGGUUGAGGUGUUAUGGAGAGAUCUAAGAUCCACGCGGCGGCUUUGUAACUGGUUUCUGUAGUACUCGCGAACAUUGUUUGCUCAGAGUGUACUUGUGACAUUGAAAAUUGAAAAAAUUGUGACAUUGUCAUCGAGCCAUACGCUUAAAGUGGUAAUCCGCCCAGGUUUAGAAGUUUAGAAUUUGCUCCUUGCAUAGAAGUUUAUUCAACGAACAAGCAGUAACAGGGCACAUCCAAUUACUUUAAUUAUUAUACAUUGAACUCGCUAUCUCUUUUCUGGUUGGUCGAAAGCGUAGAGUGAAUUUUCGAAAUCAGCGCCUGUGACGUCAUCUCAGCUAUUAAUUAAACUUCAGCUCACAUCUCAGAUGUAAGUCAAUUUUGCCGAACUCCAAUCUCGGCCACAGGCUAAAAUUGAGAGGAGCUCUCAGUUAUCAAUAAACCACAUCUUGACGUAAUCACGUCAAGUUCGCGCGCUUUGUGUUGCUUGGCGUCAGUGAAGAAGCAAAAACAUGACU
Orbicella faveolata is the source of this 1838-nucleotide messenger RNA. RefSeq names its product neurexin-4-like. Lineage: Eukaryota; Metazoa; Cnidaria; Anthozoa; Scleractinia; Merulinidae. Gene Ontology annotation, molecular function: extracellular matrix structural constituent. The record is from RefSeq and is a predicted model, not a curated record.